Messenger RNA from Pistacia vera, 2328 nucleotides. RefSeq names its product ubiquitin domain-containing protein DSK2a-like. The transcript is spliced from 8 exons. Gene Ontology annotation, cellular component: cytosol. The coding region runs from base 267 to 1934 and encodes 555 amino acids. NCBI's taxonomy places the organism in Eukaryota, Viridiplantae, Streptophyta, Magnoliopsida, Sapindales, Anacardiaceae. Gene Ontology annotation, molecular function: polyubiquitin modification-dependent protein binding. Gene Ontology annotation, biological process: ubiquitin-dependent protein catabolic process. The record is from RefSeq and is a predicted model, not a curated record.
ACAGAAGUAUGCUAAAACCAAAGACACAACAGGAAGUAACCCAACAAAUCAAACCGUACCUUUCGUGAUCUAACCUUAAAAUUCAUGUCCAAGUUCUCUUCUCUUCUAUAAAUAAACCAAUAAUAACUUCCCUUUUCUUUCUCUUUUAAUUUUCCCAUAUCUCAGAAUCCUUCAAUUUCUACAAAUUUAUACAAAGUUUCCCCUUUUUUUAAGGGUUAGGGUUUUAUUAGAAAAUCGGGAAAAAAAAAAAAGGAAGAAGAAAGAAAAUGGGACCAGAAGGGGAUUCAAAUUCGAAUUCUAAUGAUUCAGUUCGUGGUGGCGAGGGAGACGGAGUUGCGAUAAAUAUCAGGUGCGCCAACGGUUCAAAGUUUACUGUGAGAACGAGCCUUGAAUCGACGGUGGAGGCUUUUAAAGCUGUUUUGGCUAAGAAUUGUGACGUUCCAGCUGCUCAGCAACGCUUGAUUUAUAAGGGUCGCAUUCUGAAGGACGAUCAAACCCUUCAAAGCUAUGGUUUGGAAGCUGAUCACAAUGUCCACUUGGUUCGUGGUUUUGCCCCAGCUACUCCGGUUUCCUCUGCUGUUAGUGCAAAUGCUGAAACUCCUAAUACUGCACCAAGUGUUACACAUGGUGUUGGUUCUGAUGGAAGUGGGGGUCUUGGUGGUGCCAGUCUUGGGGAAUCUUUAUUUCCCGGACUUGGAUUAAAUGCAUUGGGUGGGGAUGACCCUGCUGGCUUGCUGGGACCUGGGAACCCAGCGAUGGAACAAAUGCGACAGCAACUUAUGCAGGACCCCAACAUGAUUACAGAAAUGAUGAACUUGCCUCCCAUCCAAAACCUGAUGAAUAGUCCUGAGCUAAUGCGCAGUUUGAUUAUGAACAGUCCUCAAAUGCGUGAUAUUGUUGAUCGUAACCCGGAGCUUGCGCAUAUACUCAAUGAUCCUGGCAUUCUUCAACAGACAUUAGAAGCUGCAAGGAACCCAGAACUGAUGCGUGAGAUGAUGCGAAACACAGAUAGGGCCAUGAGUAAUAUUGAAUCUUCCCCUGAAGGAUUUAACAUGCUUAGGCGUAUGUAUGAAAAUGUUCAGGAGCCUUUUCUAAAUGCUACAACAUUGUCUGGAAAUGCUGGAAAUGAUUCAAGGUCAAACCCAUUUGCAGCUCUCUUGGGGAACCAGGGUGGUGCACAGCCCAGGGAUGUUUCUAACAACCCUCCUGCCACUGGUUCUGAAACAGCUACUGGGCUUACUGCCCCAAAUACUAACCCACUUCCUAACCCUUGGGGCAAUUCUGGUGGAGGGACGGAAACAAAUGCCACUGCAGGGUCAAAUCCUGCUGAUGCAAUGGGACUGGGUACGGGUGGUUUUGGAGGACUUGUUCUUCCUGGUACAGAUCAGAUGGUUAGUGGUAUGCCUGAUAUUUCUCAGUUGAAUCAGUUGUUGCAAAAUCCAGCUAUAUCGCAGAUGAUGCAGAGUCUUCUCUCCAACCCACAAUAUAUGAAUCAGAUUCUCAAUCCUAACUCCGAACAAGGUGGCAUGUUUAAUUUGAAUAACCAAAUGAGAGAAAUUAUGCAAAAUCCAAAUCUUCUUCAUCAAUUAUCGUCCCCUGAGACAAUGCAGCAAAUGUUGGCUAUGCAACAGUCAAUUCUAUCGCAGGUCAAUCGACAGCAAUCAACCCAGCAACCAGCUCAGACUGGUGCCACUACAGGGCCAAAUAAUACCGAGCUGGAGAUGCUGAUGAACAUGUUUAGUGGUCUUGGAGUCGGUGGCUCAAGCAUUCCAAACCAACCUGAUGUACCCCCUGAAGAACUGUAUGCUACUCAACUGUCUCAGCUUCAAGAAAUGGGUUUCUUUGACACUCAAGAGAAUAUUAGGGCAUUGCGUGCUACUUCAGGAAAUGUCCAUGCUGCAGUGGAGCGACUUUUGGGAAAUUCUGGGCAAUAAAUUGUGAAGUUUCAUGGUCUUUUAGUUGAUUAAAGACACAUUUGAACAUGGUGUUUUCUCAAGUGACAAACCGUUAGCAGGCACUUGCUGGUUCUAUUUCAGGCAGGUGCAUGCCGUGAUAGAGAUGCAAACUUGUGGAUUAUACACUUGUGCAUACUUGACGAUGUUUGCACCUGAAAAUCCCUUAGCGUCAUCCUAACCCUUGGCGGCUUCCUCCCUUGAAAUGUGUUAUGUACAUAAACAGUUUUUUUCUUGCUCCUUUUAUGAGUUAAAGGAUAUUUGUGGAUUUAUUCCUUGGCUAUUGACUUUGUCUUGUUGAAUUGUGAUUACAGGUUUGUUUCUUUCAUUUAAUAAGAGGACCAUUUUAUACUCUUGGCCAUAAAGAAUUAAAUCA